Molecule: messenger RNA, 840 nt
Organism: Teleopsis dalmanni
Lineage: Eukaryota; Metazoa; Arthropoda; Insecta; Diptera; Diopsidae
Exons: 5
Coding region: 327-815 (162 amino acids)
Source: RefSeq, a predicted model, not a curated record
UUUAAUAUAUUUUCUAAAAAAUUUUUAUAUUUACAUUAAAUGCAGAAAAAUCACGUAAAAUCCAAAGUUUAACUGAUAAGAGUACGCCACAAAAUUCAGAAGGUGUAGAGUUUUGGAAAGCUUGUUAUUUAGAUUUGAAAGAGAAAUUUCAAUACCUAGAGAAAGCCCUUGAUAAUCGAGUAGAACGUGAAAAAAGGGCUCUGAAAAAAGUUGAAGAGACAUUAUAUGUGGUUGAUAGUGCUCUCACCGAGAAAGAGGCAGCAAUUCAACGGGAGCAGGUAGUCAAAGAAGAAUGUGAACAUUUAGCGUCAACUAUUGGUCAAGUAAUGGAUGAAGCAUCAAAAAAAGUGGAUGAAGAUAUGUUAUCGGAAAAAAGAAAAUAUGAACUCAAGGAAAAGGAGCUUAAAUGCAUUAAAGAGAAGCUUAGCGAUAAUUGCAAAAAUCAAGCAAAAUACAAUCAAAUUCUCCAAGCACGUUGUAAUAGAUUUGAAAAAAAAUACCAAGAUGCGAUUUCAGAAACGACGAGACUAACAAAUGAAUUAUCCACAGCUGCCAGAAUAUUAGAUGAACUUGAAGCCAAAAUAAUAGAACGUGAUAAUGUAAUUUUAGAAGGCAAAAAAACAAAAAGAAUCGUUGAAGAACACGAAGAAACAAUAAAAAAAUAUAUGGAAAGGCAUAAAAGUCUUAAUGAUAAAUACAAAUCGAUUAUAGCGGACAUGUCAAUAAAGUUUGAAGACGAAGUUAAUAAACUACAGAAGCAAAAUGCACAAUUGCAAAAAAAACUGCAACAAUUUCUGUGCGAUGAAAAUAGAUAAUAAAGCGUUGUUAUCAUAGUUAAAU